Messenger RNA from Branchiostoma floridae (Florida lancelet), 5728 nucleotides. RefSeq names its product synphilin-1-like. Lineage: Eukaryota; Metazoa; Chordata; Leptocardii; Amphioxiformes; Branchiostomatidae. Gene Ontology annotation, molecular function: ubiquitin protein ligase binding. The coding region runs from base 234 to 3761 and encodes 1175 amino acids. The transcript is spliced from 14 exons. The record is from RefSeq and is a predicted model, not a curated record.
CAAUGCUUCAUUCUUAUGCAAAUGAGGCGCUCGUGCCGUGAUUGGCGGGAGGGAGAACACUAGACGGAUCAGCCAUGUUGCCUACAAACUAUGUGAGCAGAUUUUCUGGCAAUGUCAAGUUUUGAGCGGCUUUUUCUACCAUUUUUUACCAGGAGCGCCCAAGAGCAGACCCCUGACCAUGCCGUGAUGACCGACAGCAGCUGGAUCUGACCCACCCUGGUUGCUACGGCAACAUGGCGGAUGCAGACUUCUUGGACCUAGAUGACCUUGACCUUCUAGAUGACCAUCAGAAUGUGACAGAAAAUGCAGAAGAAUACGACUUUGAGAACUUCGGCUUUGAAGACCAAGAUGUGGAGAAUGAACCACCGAAAUCAGCCGAAGGUCCGAAGAAUGGUAAAACAGAAACAGGGUCACAAGAGAAAGUCGGUAUUAAGCCAUCCCAGCAUUCCCCUGUCCUUCCGAGACCUCCGAAGGCGGAAAACGGUUUACCUGAGAACGAGGAACUGGAACUGGAACUGUCCAUGGCGAGGAAACAGAAGGUCAGGCGGAAAAGACGGACGCGAGAAUACGGAACUGGGAGACACGACUUGGACUCAGACCAAAGUACAGACGACUACACGCCAACAAGCGUACUGGGCGCUGUACGCAGGUUUGAGACCAAAACGUUGGAUCCUUUCAGCAAGUCUCCUCCUCGCGUUCCCCCGCGGAGAAAGCCUCGGGUCGCGGGAAGACUAAAGGGCAUGGAAGCAAAGUUAGACCGUGUUUUCAGUCAGGAACACAGACCCGAUGCCAGCGAGGAAAACACGGAAGAAGUUUCGACCGUCUCACCACGUAAUUCUACUAGUUCUGACGUUAGCGUGUCGCAGUUUAAAGAGCUUGAAACAAACAACAACAACAACAGCAAUGUAGUAAAGAAGGGAAGGACUAGAGACAAACAAGACAUGUCUUCCACACAGACUAAACUUCCGUCCAGAACUACAGAGGACGGAAAACAUUCUGCAUUGAAUGGAAACUCUGACAUGCAGUUGGUUGCUAGGCAACACGAAUUGAUUGACAUUGAGGAGGAGUUGUUGAAAGAACCCUCCAAACUUGAGAUUGAGAAAAUCUUCCCUCCAGAAAGCCUGCCUAAAACGACGUCCGGUAACCAGUCCAGCGAAGACACGCUCUGUAGCGAUGACGGGAAAAACCGCGACACGUCGCCCGAGGGUAAUCAGACGGCGACCCCCACGCCGACACCAAAGGAUUGUGGGAGUGAAGCAAGGCAUGCUGGGAGUACUUCUAAACACAAGCUGCUGUCUGAGCGGAUGUGGGAGGUUUGGCGAACUGGCUGGGAUGGUAACCUGGCUGAUCUGCAAUAUCAUAUUGGGGACAAACCAUUUGCCAUGCGGGAUGAAGGAGGCGACACCAUCCUCCACACGGUGGUGGCGCGGGGACACCUGGCCUGCGUACACUGGCUGGCGGGAGGGCCGUGUUCCGACCUCGUGUUGGCGGAGAAUGAAGACGGAGACACUCCAACAGCCGUGGCAGCUAAGUAUGGGCAGCUGGAGUGUCUACAGUGGCUUGUGUGUGAGACCCCAGCAGGCAGGGAACUAAGGCUCAUGGGAGACAGACAACCACUCAUACAUCAAGCAGCAAGAUAUGGGCAGGAGCCCUGCUUGAGAUGGCUGUUGAGUCACAUGAGGAGUCAGAAUCUGGGCAUGGACAUCCAGGAUCACCAUGGUAACAGCCCCGCCCACAUAGCAGGCAUGCAUGGACAUCUGACAUGUCUACAGACGCUUGUCGAGUACGGCGUGGACGUGUUAGCUAAGAACAGGGACGGGCUGACGCCGUGCAUGCUGGCGGAGAGACACGGUCACCUGACAUGUGUCAACUAUCUCAUCAUUGUGGAGUCCUGCUCCACGUUCUCUGAACAGGUUAUCUACCUGAAGCAGUCGCUAGGCAACAAGCUCCUCCCCAACAGAACAGCGAUGGACGCCCAACUUCCUGACGACAGCAGCCACGAGAUUCGCAAGAUGUUGACGGACUAUGCAAGUUUUACCCGAGACCUGGUCCAGCAGUUCCGACAGCUCCAGUCUCCCAGCAGCCCCCAGGACCUCAGGGUACAGAACAGAGCAGCGGAUCUGCAGACACGGUUUCAGCAGCUACAGCAGAGCCACCAGGCAGGACAAACAAGAACUGCAGCCGGAAACAGCAAAAUGGGGCUGGAGCCUCUGGAUGUUAUGAGACAAAGACUGUCCGAGGCAGGACGCAGGUUAUCCAACUCCCAACCAGAGGUCAACAGCCUCCGACCUUCUACCCCACCCUUCCUGCAGUCUCCUCCUAGGGUGCAAAGGCUUGUGGGAAGCCCCACUCAAAGGACUGUGGGUAACACAAGUGACCCAGACUCUAGUGAAAGUAAUUUGCCACUCUUGGCAGACCCUGAUGAAAGCUCACCGUUACAUCGCAAAUACGAUCAACCGUCUACAGAACCUUUGGGUAGACUCCAGCAGAAAGAGGAGGUUAAGCCAGUGGAAGGAUCUCAGACACAGAGAAGAGAUGUGGUCGAAAGAGUUGUGAUGAGGAAAGAAAAUAAAUCCAGAGACAGGCCUGAGUCUGAAAGCUCUACAGAGCCAAAUUCACCAAGGACGUUAACAAUGGUUGCACGAGCAGUGAAAUCCAAGUUCACAAGGAAAAAGAACCAUUCCCCUUACAGUUCCCCGUCUUCUAGCCUUAGUAGCAUGUCUUCCUUCACUGACGGUGACACUCCCGUCAGAAAUGGUGGUAAUGGUUUGGGCCAUAGCCCCAAGAGAGUACCGCCAACCUCAGAACAUAAACCCAGGACUUCUAACGCUGCCGAGGGUUCUAAGAACUCCCCAAAUGCAGCAAAAGACACCCAACCUCCACAUAGAUCUAGAGGAAAAAGACCGGGCCCUGUGAUCGAAAAGUUGAACAGUACCGACAACCUGCACCGAAUAUUUGAGAAAUACAACAUCAAGGGAAUUCACGAGGAUGCGUCGGAAACAAGCGUGAACUUUGGAGGAUUCCGUACACCGCUGGAGGUAAGCGAGGUGCCAGAAUUGAACAUUGACGUGCACCAACCACCAAUGGACUAUCUCCGGAGACUGCAGCCUUCAGAUUCCGCACUGAAUUCUGAGGCCGCUGGUUUCGUGGAGAAGGAAGACUCCCCCAUCCCCCGCAGCUCGCCGCUCCCCGGGAACGCUCGCAGUCGAAGUAGCCCCAAGAGUUCUCUCAAGGAUCCCAACUCCAAACCCAAGCAGCACGGACACCGCGUAACGUUCGAAGAGACGGUCUCGCAGAUCGAAGUGGAAAGGUACACGGAUGACGUUUCAGAGCGCUCGUGGUCCAACGCAGACGAUCGUUCUGUAACUGUCUUACCAGGAGAGAUGAGUGAGGGGAGUAUCCAUGUCACAGAGGCACAGGUACAUUACACAGAGACAGAAGUGAAACUGAAGGAUAUGUCUGACAUGUCAGGAGAAGCUGGGGAUGACCGUGGCAGUCUGCAGCAGGGGGAUGGCCAGCGGAAGAGAGAACAGCCUGAGGGUGUUCCUGCCCAGCACUUAGAGCAGGAAGGUGCUAUACCACUACAGAACUCACUCGACUACUACAAUGUGGAUGGAGACCAGGACAAUAAACCAUGGUAUGAAAGUUCUGGAGAUGAGGGAGAAGAAAAACCACAUGCUCACUCCACAAGACAGGACCCACCUCCCAGUAUACCCCACCCUGAAGCUGAACUAGAACCAGAACAAGUCAUGUACUUUUGAACCGCUACAGAGACAUGUAUGGUGCCAGUAGGGGUAGACUUACAAGUAGGGCUGCAUACUUACAAUUGCAAACAAAAAGAUAGUAUAAAACACUUAUUCCUUAUCACCUGAGAUGCCAGUCCGACUGCUGAUAGAAUCACCCAAAGAUUGUUGGGUGAUCUGACUCAGGGAUGGACUGGGACGGACAGAGAGCAGAAAAUGCCAUGUUGUAUUUUAAACCUCCUUGAUUUUACUAUCCGGUAUGCAGGGUUGUAGCCAGCCUGAAAUAAUUUUCUGCCCCCCAAUCUGUUUUGGUGAAAAAUUACACAAGAAGACAGUUUUUUAUAUCUUUACUGACUUUACAUAUAGAUUUUUGUCCAUCACAGGACGGAAUGGGCAAAUUUUUUUUCUGUCCCCAGCUGCAAAAUUCCUUCAAAGGACGGAAGGGCUGGCACUGGCUACAACUCUGUCGGUAUGUUAAACCCAAAAAUCUCUGUGGUAAUGGUCUGUUAUCCCGUACUAGUACACAGCCCUAGUUGCAAGUCCAACAUAUACAUGUCAUUUCCAAAUGUUCAAGCUUAGCCAUUUCAGCAAUAAACGUCUUUCUGCGAAGUUCAGGGGCAGUCACAGAAGAAAUACUUUUGAAUGAGGGAGGAAGCUUCCCAUCAAUCUACUAUGCAAAAUUUGGUUCCAAGCCAUUAGAUAAUUAGUGAAAUAAGAUAUAGUUACACAAGAUUAAACAGUGAGGUGAACAAGUGAAAAAAUCCAGACUAACGUGACAAAAGUAGAUUCUAUAGUCUCAUUAUUGUGUCCAUGUAUAACAAUUUUUUAAACCUCUGCUCAUUUGUUUUUCUGUUUUGUAGGAUGAACUAUUCCAAUAUGAUUUUAUGGAUGUUGCAUUUUAAAAAGGGACAAAUCAGAGGAUCAACAUUUAAAAUAAAAUAUCCUAGAACCAGAAGAAUGAAAUGGCAUGGCCUUAAUGCAACAUUAAUAAAGGUUAUACCUACAGGUGAUAAGAUUUGCAAGGUAACAGUUACUCAAGCAAUUUGAUAGAAUUUGGAAACACGUUUUAGAAAGCAUCCGCUGUCUUUCACCAGUGUCUGGAGAAACAUCUGGAUAUACCAGCUUUUAGACCAAACUCCAUUGGACCCAAGUUUAUACUUUCAGAACAUCAAUAUUGUACUGGAAGGUUUUUGCAACCAUCUUCUAACCACCCACUAUCCCUUGGUAAUUGAAACUCUUACUAGCUGUUGUACAUGUGUUAUGUGCACUAUUGAUAAGUGUGCAGCUUGCCAGACGUGUAUGCUUUUAUCUUGAAUUUUAACCAUUAUCCUGCUAAAGUAGCCGUUUGGCACCGAGUUUGUCCUUGUUAUGGGUAAGGCAGUAGGGAAAAGGUUGGCAUCAUUGGAAUGACCUACACUCCUAUAGUAUAUGCAGGAAAAACAAAAUAUUUUGUGAAACCACGUGUAUGUUUGGUAAUGACAAAGGUUUUUACUUUUGAAAUUUGAUUAGAUUUCAGUACCAUUAUAUGAAUAAUGUGUACGGAUACUCAUGACCAAAUGAUGAAGUAAGGACCAUUUUGUAUUCAUGUUACAUUUAUGACAUUUGACAAUCAAGUCUUUUAACUUGUUUUAUUUUUCAUAUUUAAAUGAUUCUAACAGAUUUAAAAAAAAAAUAGAACUGUAAAUGUAUUACAGUUAUAUCACUGAAUUCCACGAUAAAAAUAUGAUAGUCUUGCACUUGUAACAGAAAUAUUUUCUUUCCACAAUAAGACAGUUUUGUGUGUACAUUGUGUAUCAGUAGCACAAGUUAAAGACUAUUUAUACAAAUGUAUUUUUGUAAAAAGAGAGAGCCUUUUCUGUCUGCUGUAAAAAUGUACAUAUUUUAAUAUCCUCGAAUUUGUAAAAUCAGUUUUCCAUUCAAAUUUGUAAUGAAUGGAAAGGUAUUAUUGCUGUGACAUAAGAAGAGAAAUACAUUGUGUAUCUGAA